UCGCGAUACAACUAAUCUUUACUAUCCAGCUUUUGCACGUUGGAUUGUUUGGUUACGAAGGCGACAGUGCUUAAGGGACGUUGAGCAAUGGCAAGUGUUUCUGGAGAAGCUUUAUUUUUAAUGCAAAGAUAUUGGGGAAGUGAUGAUGAGGAGCCAUUGAAAGUGUUUAAACAAUCAGAAAAUUUAAGUGCUGAUACUGAGCCUUUGAGAAAAAAAAGAAAACAAGAAUCUACUGAUUAUUUACAAGGAAAAAAUGAUGGUGAGAAUAACAUUUUAAAAAAGAAAGAUAUUGAAGAAAUUUAUUUAGAAUCCAGUAAUUCAUCAGAUGUAGAACUGCUUGAAACAAAAAUUUUAACACAGAAAAAAAACACAGAAAAAAGCAGUGAAAAAGAACAUAAAAAGCCAAAGAAAAAACUAAAUGUGGAAAAUGCAAUUCAGCCAAGUAUCGAUGAGUUUGAUUCUAAUCCACGAGAUUUAUCAGGGAACUUUUGUAAAAUAGGUCAAAUAAAGAAUAAAAAAAUUGAAAAAACACAACGAACUUUACCAGAAUGGUUAAACAAUCCAACAUUUAUUAGCAGAGAUUUGCAAGAAGAAAAGUCUCUUAUUUCUGAAAUAACGUAUUUAGAUGCUGUAAUUAAAAAAAAUUUAGAAAAGGCUGGUAUUCAGUAUCUUUUUCCUGUCCAGCUUGCAGUAAUUCCAUGGCUAAUGCAGUGCAAUCAACAGUGUCUUUACAUUCGCCCAUGUGAUUUAUGUGUUUCUGCUCCCACAGGUAGCGGCAAAACACUUGCAUUUGUUCUUCCUAUUGUUCAGUGUUUGAAAGAUAGAAUUGUGUGUGCUAUAAGGGCAGUUAUAGUUUUACCUGUUAGUGAAUUAGCUAUUCAAGUCUAUAAAGUGUUUGAAACAUUUGUGAAAGGUACAGAUCUAAAAGUCAUUCUUCUCACUGGUCACAAGUCUUUUCUUGCUGAACAAAAUGCACUUGUUAAAAAAGGAAAUCGUGGAUUCAGAAGUCUUGUUGAUAUAGUAGUCACUACUCCAGGCAGAAUUCUUGAUCAUAUUCAUAGGACUAAGGGCUUUUGUCUUAAGAGUUUACGUUAUUUGGUAAUAGAUGAAGCAGAUCGUAUGAUGGAUGAUAUACAACAAGGUUGGUUAAAACAAGUAGAAGAUUCUGUGUAUAAAGAAAGCCUUUCUCCUUCAUGUGUUUGUUUUGAUUUUAGUAACAAACGGAUGUCCACUCCUCCAUCCACAGCUUGUGGCUUUGGAUACAUUAUGCAGCCAAUGCAGAAGCUGCUAUAUUCUGCAACUCUUUCUCAUGAUCCAGAAAAAUUACAUACACUUUCUUUGCAUAAGCCAAAAUUAUUUACAGCUGCAUUACCAUCUGAAGCAGAAAAUGGGUGGAUUGGUAAAUGUCCUAUACCUGAUGAACUACGUAUGUUUGAAAUUAUCUGUGAGGAUGCAACAAAACCCAUGGUUCUCUGUCAUAUUAUUAAACAGAAAGCAUUUAGAAAAGUAUUGUGUUUUACUGAGACAGUAGAACGUGCACAACGAUUGCAUGUAAUACUUGCUGAAAUGGGUCUGUUGCAAGUACGUGAAAUUUCCUCAUAUAAUCGACCAAUACAGCGUAAAAUUGUUCUAGAGCAUUUUGUUUCUGGGAAAGUAAACAUUUUGGUAUGUUCAGAUUUAGUUGCAAGAGGAAUUGAUAUUGAAGAUAUAGACUGCGUAGUUUCAUAUGAUGUACCUACAUUUGUUAAGACAUAUAUCCACCGAAUAGGUAGGACUGCUAGAGCAGGUAAGAAAGGUACAGCAAUAACUUUGUUAUCUGAAGCUGAGAUUACAUGUUUCAGAAAAAUGUUGAAAACUGCAGAAAUACCAACUCCUGAAAGAGAACAUGUUGACUCUCAAGACCUUACCACAUAUGUUCCUUUAUAUCAGAAAGCUCUAAAAAUAGCUGAUGUAAAAAUCAAGAAGUUUAAAACACCCAAACAUCGAAAUUUGAAGGGAAAAAAGAAAAUCAAGAAAAAGACCAAAUUACGACAGUCAGCAAAACGGCAACAUAGUUGAGAUAUAUGAACAGCUUUUGUAAUAUAUCAUAUGUUACCAUAAAUGUAAGAAAAACUGCAUUCUAACAUAAAUUUUUCUAAACAGAA
Molecule: messenger RNA, 2144 nt
Organism: Stegodyphus dumicola
Lineage: Eukaryota; Metazoa; Arthropoda; Arachnida; Araneae; Eresidae
Gene: Dbp73D
Product: putative ATP-dependent RNA helicase Dbp73D
Molecular function (GO): ATP binding; nucleic acid binding
Source: RefSeq, a predicted model, not a curated record